Molecule: messenger RNA, 6087 nt
Organism: Nicotiana tabacum (common tobacco)
Lineage: Eukaryota; Viridiplantae; Streptophyta; Magnoliopsida; Solanales; Solanaceae
Source: RefSeq, a predicted model, not a curated record
UUCCUGUCUUAGAAAUCCAAUAAGUAGAGCAAGUGAAUUUAGUUAGCGAAUGAUUAAACAAGAAAAUAAAACAACAAAAAAAAUACCAUUUCCUUCGCUGGCCGAGGUAUUCGUGUCCUCCUCCAUUGCCUCCCCGUCGCCUUAUCGGCUCUUAAAAAGUUGACUCCUAUCGAUAUAAAUUAUUUCUUCAGUAGUGUAACUUUUAACCGAUCAUCAAUUAUGAGAACUCGAAGUGCCGAAAAGAAAUCUGCCGGAAAACAGCAAAUCGCUGCCGAGCCGGCGGCUGAGCCAGCUGCCGCGACGAAGCGUACUCCGCCCUCUAGGGCUAGGCAAGUUAGGGCCUCUGGAUCCACUUUCCCAUCACCGGCUGAAGAAGCAAAAGCUUCAGAUGCAGAUGGGGCUGUUCAAUCAACACCGGAAGCAAAACCUGCUUUAGGUAGGAAAACUACUCGAAGGGUUGCGAGGAAGGUGGUAAAGAAAGUUCCGGCUUCUUCUAGAACUACUCCGGAUAAGACACCUAGAUCAGAAGAUGCUGGAAUGGCAGUGCCUGAAGAUACUGUCCAAGAGAAGGUUGCGGAGGACUCAAAGGAAGAUCCUGUCAAAGAGAAAGAAGCAGCAGAAUCAAAGAAAUGUGUCAAGAAGGGAGAUGCAGAAGACUCGAAGGAAGAUCAUGUGAAGGUUGAAGAUGCACAGGAAUCAAAGAAAUCUAUCAAGGAGGAAGAGACGGAGAACUCAAAGGAAGUUCAUGACAAGGAGGAAGAUGCAGAGGACUCAAAGGAAGAUCCUGUCAAGGAGGAAGGUCUACAGGACCUAAAGGAAGAUGCUGCGAAGGAGAAAGAUACAGAGGACUUGAAGGAAGAUAUUGUCAAGGAUGAAGAUGCUGAGGUCUCAAAGGAAGAUCCUGUCAAGGAGAAAGGUCUACAGGACCUAAAGGAAGAUGCUACAAUGGAGAAAGAUGCACAGGACUUAAAGGAAGAUAUUGUCAAGGAGGAAGAUAUAGUGGAGUCAAAAGAAGAGGCUAUAAAGGAGAAAAAUGUAGAGGAGUCAAAGGAAGAUGUUGUAAUGGGGGAAGAUGCAGAGUCAGAGGAAUAUCCCGCAAAGGAGGAAGAUGCAGAGGGUUCAAAGGAAGAUGCUGUGAUGGAGAAAAAUGUAGAGGAGUCGAAGGAAGAUCUUGUCAAGGAGGAAGAUGCUGUGAUGGAGAAAAAUGUAGAGGAGUCGAAGGAAGAUCUUGUCAAGGAGGAAGAUGCUGUGAUGGAGAAAGAUGCAGAGGAGUCGAAGGAAGAUCUUGUCAAGGAGGAAGAUGCAGAGUACUCAAAGGAAUAUCCUGAGAAGGAGGACGAUGCAGAGGGUUCAAAGGAAGAUGCCAUGAAAGAGAAAGAUGCAGAGGACUUAAAGGAAAGUCCUGUCAUGGAGGAAGAUGAAGAGGACUCAAAGGAAGAUCCUGUCAAGGAGGAAGAUGCAGAGGAGUCAAAGGAAGGUCCUGUUAAGGAGAAAGAUGCAGAGGACUUAAAUGAUGCAGGACCAACGCUCAUGUAUGAGAUGGAUCCUGAGGAAAUGGAAGAAUCUUCAUAUAAUUUAGUGGGCACAGUUCAAGAUGCUGGUGAUUCUGUGAUGGAAGAUCAAAAUGGAAACAAGGAGGAACAGACAGGUGAUAUACAGGAGGAACCAGCUAAAAAUACUUUAAUGUCUCUAGAUGAAGUAAAUGUUGGCAGUGAUAUGAGAUCGUUAGAGGAAAUUUGCCACGAUGUGGGAACUUCAGAAAAUCAGGGAUCUACUACUACAUAUGUCCAAUCUCAAGAUCUGAUUAUUGGCGAUAUGAAAUCUUCAGAUAAGCAGGAACAUGUUUCUACAGAACUGAAAAUUCAGGAGGGUGAAGGAUCUAAUAAAGCAAAAGAAGGAUCGGAGUUGAUGGGAGGAAAGGACAAUAAUUCAACUCCUACUGGCGAUAAUAUAAAUGCAAACUGUGCAGAAGAUAGAAUGGAGGAAGAUACCGACAAGAAGAUGAAGGGAAAGGAUAUUUCUGUUGACGAAGCUGGUGAAGAUAAAAUAGAGGCUUUUGCUGAUCAAGAGAAUGGUGAAGAGUUUGUGGAAGAUGGUGUACCCGAGCAUUGUGAGGAAGCUGAGACACUGGAUGAUGAGCGUGCUCAACUGGCUGCCCAUGCAAAGGAACGAAUGAAGAGGAAAGAGCUGGAAGUAUUUGUUGGUGGGUUAGACCGUGAUGCUGUGGAGGAGGAUCUAAAAAGGGUGUUCCAGCAUGUUGGAGAGGUAAUUGAUGUGCGAAUGCACAGAGAGGUGUCAACGAACAAGAAUAAGGGAUACGCAUUCGUGAAGUUUGCAACUAAGGAGCAAGCAAGCCGUGCUUUGUCUGAAAUGAGAAACCCAGUUAUACGGGGAAAGCGAUGUGGCACUGCUCCAAGUGAGGACAAUGACACCUUAUUCUUAGGAAAUAUUUGCAAUACAUGGACAAAGGAAGCCGUAAGGCAAAAGCUGAAAGAUUAUGGUGUAGAAGGUGUUCAAAGCAUUAACCUGGUGGCCGAUCCGAAACAUGAAGGUUUGAGUCGUGGUUUUGCAUUUCUCGAGUUCCCUUGUCACACUGAUGCCAUGACAGCAUACAAAAUACUUCAAAGACCUGAUGUUAUUUUUGGUCACUCUGAGAGGACUGCCAAAGUAGCUUUUGCUGAACCGUUACGUGAUCCAGAUCCAGAGGUAAUGGCUCAAGUGAAGUCAGUAUUUAUCGAUGGACUCCCUCCUUAUUGGGAUGAAGAUCGCGCCCGUGAGAAAUUUAAAUGUUUUGGGGAUAUUUCAAGAAUUACGCUAGCCAGGAAUAUGUCAACGGCAAAGCGGAAGGAUUUUGGAUUUGUUGAUUUCAGCACACAUGAAGCUGCUGUUGCUUGUGUUGCGGGCAUAAAUAACACAGAGCUGGGUGAUGGCAAUUUGAAGGCAAAAGUGCGAGCAAGACUUUCAAAUCCUCAACCAAAAACUCAGGCUGUAAAAGGUGGAUUGUCUGGAGGAUUCCGAAUUAGCCGUGGUUCCAUGGGAAGGGGCUUUCCCCGAGGAGGGCAUACUUUUGGUAGAGCUAAUUUUCCGCGCGGUAGGGGCUUUCACCCGCGUGUACCUGGUCAUGGCGGUAGAAUGGGCUUUGCUGAACAUCAAUUUGGUAGCCCUUAUCCUCCUAUCCGUGGAAGGUCAAACUUUGGACGGGCAGGUGGGAGGUGGAAUUUCAGUGGUGCUCAGCCAGUAUCUGUUGAUGGUCCAAUGUUUCUUGAUAGAAUGAGGCACGGAGAUAGAGGGCAGGCAGAUGAUGCCUUCUUUAGGAGACAACAAUUUCCUGUUGAAGGACUUAACAGGCCAUUCAUGGGUAGGCACUUUGAGGACCGUUACUAUCAUGAUAACACUGACCAUGGGUUGAAGAGGCCCUUUCCUAUGACAGACCCGGAUCCGGAUUACUCGGGGCCGAGCAGACGUCCUCGGUUUGAUCAUUCAGAGUCUGCAAAUUCUCUUCACAGGGAUCGUUAUAGAGAUAAUUUUCCUCCCGGUGGCGAUCAUUACACACGUGAUUAUUACGGCUCUGAUUGUGGGAGAGGCCCGUAUCCAUCUUUCAAUGGAGGUGAUCGUCCAUUUGGGCGUGGUUAUGGACGUGGUUAUUAUUAGUCUUGAUGACCAUUUGGUGUCUUCAGAUGGUAGAAUGCACUUCUUGACAAGUGAAGGGAUUUUUCUGGUGCAGCACAAAAAAGGAAUGAGAAUCAGUUUAACCUCUUUCCCUUUCAUUUAAUGUUUGUCUCUGCUCUUCGUUUUUCCCUGUAAUGUCUCGCUUUCGGCUGUCCAAAGUUCCGUCUUUCGUAGUUUUUAUUGUGCCUGUUUUGAGGGCAUCCAUGCGGACAUAGUAUUAUGUCUGUUAGAUGGAGCUUGGAUAGUAAUGAGCUCCUGCUGCUCUAGGUAGAAGCAGUACUAGGGGGUAGUGGAUCUAUUAAGAUAAGGCAGCUUUCCUACAAGGGUUUAUUUUUGCUGGAAGAGUUAACAUGUGUUUAGACCUUUAUUGAACCUUUGAAAGAUUCAUAUUUGGGUGUCUUACUGUACUUAGUGGUCAAUAUUCACGUACAUAGAGAGGCAAAUUUGCAGACGUCUUUCAAAUUAAUGAUAUUGGGAUAUUACCUCAAUGGCAUUUGUGGAGAUUUUGUAUUUAGGUUCAUACAUCCAGCUCCAUUGUUAGGAAAGAUUCUUUUAAGGUAGACUCUUGUAUAACUCGUCAUGGAACAGUGAUAGUCAUGGGGAUAUUUCAGUUUUUGAAGAGAAGAAGAUUAGCAUUUGGUUUCAAUAUAGAACAAUAUUUGCGAAUUGCUAUGAUGUAUCGUCUUAGAAGGGAUUUACCUCAUCAUCUUGAUGCAUUAUGAGUGACUCGUCUACUAUCUUAAACUGUUUUGUGGGAUUGCCUUUGACUCCGUGUAUUCUCGUGGUUGCUUUUUAACAGACAUAUGAUGAGGUUAUAGCUAAUCUUACACUACUGAUGAAUCUGGUGUAUCUAGAUAGCAACCUAAGCUUUUAUACCAUAUGAUCAGGUUUCUCCAAGUUGAAACAAGUAUAAGAAUUACUUUGUAGCAUUUGGAUUAGUAUGAAAUUGCUUUUCUUUUUUCUGAUGGUGAAAAAGGGUGUAUUACCAUCAAUAUUAGGCCCUGAUGGUGGUCCUAUAGAAUUCUCUUUCUCUCUUUGGUAAACUGGAUGAAUCUCCCUGUUCAAGCUUGAUGAUGGAAACUCCUAGCUCCCAAGAUAAAGAAUUUCUGAGCUAUGCUUGGCUUUGUCAUUUCAAUGGUUGACAGCAACAAUUUAUGUAGCCUUAGGACACUAGCUAGAUAUGCCCAGCUUGGAAGCAUAUUAUUUUUUCUGUACGAUCUGUAAAUCCGCUUAGCAUUUUCCUUGUUAAUCAAUUGCGUGUUGGUUUAGUUAACAAAUGAUGAGAAAUGGGUGUGAGCUGGUGUUAACACUCAGAGAUAUGUGCUUUUGAGGUCCAUCGACCUUUUUUUUAAAUUUAAUUUUUAGUUUUUAGCUUUCUGGUUGAAAGUUAUAUAUCUAGGUUAAGAUUUGUCAUCUAUUUCAAAAUGAAGAAAAUUUCUGGUGACAUGAUGUGAGCCUUUGGAGUUAUUGAUGCUGGUCUCUCUAUUCCUCCACUCCUCUUUUUGUUUUGAUAAAUAUGAAGGGUUUCCAGUUGGGAAACCAUUCUGGUGAUGCGGUAAGCAUCAUGGUGGGUUCUAUAGUCCAGUAAAGCUAAGAAUUACUUCAUCUCUAUAGUGGAUAGAAAUUUAUGAGUUAUUUUAUAGUAGUAUAUGUUCUCAGUUGCAAUGAUAUAUAUGCUGCUUGUUACCCCACUACAUUAUAGCUGGUCUUUCAGCUACUAACAUGGGUAUGGCCAGCAACAUACUCACCUUUAGCUACAUAGGAGUAUAUCUUUUACUUGGUUGGGGUCUCUUUCUCAUUUGCAUGAUUAGUUUCAGAUGAUAUUGAUAGAUAUUGACUGUCAUUUUGAGUGAGGGUUAGCACAAGUGCUUUAGAUGACAUGCGUAGGCUGUGACGGUCUAGUUUUGUUCUUACCCCUCUUUGAGUGAGGGUUAGCACAAGUGCUUUAGAUGACAUGCGUAGGCUGACGGUCUAGUUUUGUUCUUAUCCCUCUUUGUUGUUUUUUAGAUGUGAUAUUUCCUAUUCCCGAACUAACACUCCCCUGUUCCUGUGGAAAUCCUUGUGCGGUGGUAGUGAUUUUUAGUUUUACGCUAUGUGGGAUUGCCUUCACUGUUUCCAUGAAAUGGCAGGUGAUUUUGCAAUUCAAUCCAAGUGGUCUGGUCUUGCAUCUUCUAUUUAUACUCUUUUAGGUUUUUGCAUACGUAGGAUAUAUUCAUUAGAUAAAGCAACAACUUAGGUUUUUUUAUUGGUUGUAAGUAAUUCUUUUCUGCAUUUUUGUAAUUCUAACGGCAUGUGGAUUAAAUUUUAGUACAAUGCUAAUGUGAGUGAAGAAACUGUAGGCAUCACAUUCAACUUGUUUCUGUGUUUUCUGUUACUUCAUAUUUGUGGGUUUCUUUUUAAAGAGAGAUGGAGAUGUUA